Messenger RNA from Chanos chanos (milkfish), 2439 nucleotides. RefSeq names its product von Willebrand factor A domain-containing protein 7-like. The transcript is spliced from 15 exons. The record is from RefSeq and is a predicted model, not a curated record. Bases 1 to 2439 code for a protein of 812 amino acids. NCBI's taxonomy places the organism in Eukaryota, Metazoa, Chordata, Actinopteri, Gonorynchiformes, Chanidae.
AUGACCGCCAAUCCUUUGAUCAUCACUGCUGUACUUCUCCUUGUUCAAUCUGGAGCCCUGGCUUUCAAGAUUGUCCUUGACUUCAGUUCAAUGUCACAUCAGGAAAUCACAAAGUCAGCUAUUCUCCAAGCGACUGCAGAGGUGUGUAAGGCACGUGCUGAGCAACUGGGACAGAACUUCGUGCUGCCAAAUCCACUGACCGUUAAAUCGCUAGCAGCGGCAUGCUCAUAUCCACAAGCAGCAAGAAAAUUCCAAAGCGUCAUCGAUGAUAUCAAAGACGAAAACAGAGAUGUUGAUAUUCGACACUUUUUUAACACAGAAUAUCACUUCGACGACGAGAGUUUUUUGCAGGGACGCGAUAUCAUCACGCAGGGAGUGAGCACUGUCAAAGCGAAUAUUCAGCAAAAGAAUUUUGAGACAGCCAGGGAAACACUUGGAGAGAUACUACAUCCUUUACAGGACUUCUACAGUCACAGUAACUGGAUAGAGCUGGGAAACCAGUCUCCAUACAGAAACUUGAUCAAACCAGACCUCCCAAUUAACAACAUUGCCGACAAGAGUACCCCAACUUGUAGGAGCUGUGUUGAUGAUAACUGUACCGGAAAUAUACUGGAAAGCAUCAUUACUGAGAAGAAGCUAACGUCAGGAUACUUCAGCGCCACCGAUACAAUCAAACCUUAUGGAAAGUGUAGCCACGGAGGAUCACUUGAUAAGACCAAAGAAACUGAGCCCGUUGGAGGGAUCAAUAAAGACAGCUUCGGCUCUGACCAUGGCCACCUACACCUCCAGGCUGCAAACAUGGCCAUUGCCGCCACCAAAGAACUGUUAGAAGACAUUGGGGCCUCAGUCGGGAUCAACAACUUCCUCAGAUUGAUGGGUAUCUCUCAGACAUUUAGUGUCCUGUGUGUCGUGAUUGACACCUCCAAGAGUAUGGCCGAUGAUAUUGCUGAGGUGAAACGCAUCAUCUCAUUGAUCAUUGACGGCAAGAAAGGCACCGCAGAUGAACCCUCUGAAUACAUCCUGGUUACAUUUAAUGACCUUGACUUUGGGCCACUGACAAAGACCACAGACGCUGAAGAAUUCAAAAGACUUCUAAAUGCGAUUUCUGCUUCCGGAGAAGCAACAGCUACUGCUAAGAAAUGCCUGUCGGGUCUUUGGCUGGCACUGACAGGAGCCCCACACAGAUCUGAAAUGUUUGUUUUCACUGAUGCUGAACCAGAGGAUGUUGAGCUGAAAAGCACAGUGUUGGCACUAAUUGAAAGCACAAAAUCAACAGUGAAUUUUCUUCUAACUAAUGCUCUCUCUGCACAAAGCCAUGUGUCCAACCCAUCAAAUCAGCUUUAUCAGGAACUUGCUGAAGCUUCAGGCGGGCAGGCCAUUGAGGUUUCCAAGGGUAUGCUACCUCAGGCCUCCAGCAUCAUUGAGGACACCGUCAGUUCAGAACUGGUCAUGCUGUUUUUUGCGGUGCGGAACCAAUCAGCUGCAGAAGAUUUCUCCUUCCUCGUAGACUCCUCUGUUACAAAUCUUACUAUCUACAUCACUGGCUUUUCAUCAAAUUUCACUAUUACAAGCCCUUCAGGAAUGUCCCAGUAUAGUACUGAGUCAAACGGAACUCUGGGAAUGAUUCAGACUUCAGGGAAUUUCCAUACAAUAAGACCACACAGCAAGAAUGGAACAGGACUGUGGCAAAUCAGUGUUAAUUCCACUCAACCAUUCACGGUGAAAGUCACCGGACAGAGCGUGACUGACUUCCUUUUUGACAUUGUGGAGGUCGUCCAGGACCCUGUUCCAGGAUACACAGCGUUAGACAGCAGGCCCCAAACCAGUGGGAAUGUAACAUUGCUGCUGUCAGUAACAGGAGGUGACUCCUUGAAGUUGACAGAAGUAGCUGUUGUUGAGACAAUGGGCACAGAAACAGUUAACGGAAGCCUGGAAGAUCAGGGCAAUGGACAAUACCUGGCGACCUUUAACACUGUACCACGUGGCUCUUUUGGUAUUCAUGUGACUGGGCAGUAUAGCUCCAUUCAAUCCUCCCAAAUUAGCUUCCAGAGAUACUCCUCUACCCAACUAAGAACCUCCGGCGUGUCAGUCUCGGCUGUGGCAAAUGGAACAUGGACACCUGGAACGACUUUCAGCCUGCCCUUCACGGUUGAAACCAGCCAAUCAGGGGGCAGCUUCAGCAUCACAGUCAGGAAUGACCGAUUGUACAAUAUGACUUUCCCCAGUUCGUUGGUCAUUGGUAACGGGGGCAGGGCCAAUGGUACAGUAACCCUCACUGCUCCCUCAGACACUCCCUCUGGCACCGACGUCACACUGACCAUUGAGGCUGCAGCUCCCGGUGACUCAGACUCCAACUAUGUUGUGUUGCGUCUCUCUGUGGUGGCUGGAGUGGGACCAGCCAUGUCCCUGUCUCUGAGCCUCUGGAAGCAGAAUAAUUAG